This is a messenger RNA of Nipponia nippon (crested ibis), 456 nucleotides long. The record is from RefSeq and is a predicted model, not a curated record. Lineage: Eukaryota; Metazoa; Chordata; Aves; Pelecaniformes; Threskiornithidae.
CUUAUGGGAGCUGGAGACGUGAUCGCGCAGCAGCUGGUGGAGCGGCGGGGGCUGCAUGGGCACCACGUCCCCCGGACCCUGAAGAUGAUGGCGAUCGGCUUCUGCUUUGUGGGCCCUGUUGUGGGCGGCUGGUACAAGAUCCUGGAUCAGCUCGUCCCAGGGACUACAAAAGUUGUGGCUGUGAAGAAGAUGGUCCUGGACCAGGGGGGCUUUGCACCAUGUUUCCUUGGCUGCUUCCUUGCCAUCACAGGGGCAAUGAACGGUCUGUCGGCAGCAGAGAACUGGUCCAAGAUCCAGCAGGGCUCCUUCACCACCGUCUCCUUCUCUGCCCAGAUCUGGCCACCAGUGCAAAUCGCAAACUUCUACUUCGUGCCCCUGAAGCACAGGCUGGCCGUCGUCCAGUGCGUUGCCAUCGUCUGGAACUGCUACCUCUCCUGGAAAGCAAAUCGGAUGUGA